AUGUCGAACGUCAAGCGUAUCGCCGCCCUGUUUGGAUUCUCAUUGGCUGUUUUGGCUAGCCCGCUGAUCGCCAAAGGUUCUAGCGAUGGCUCCAUCGUUCCCGGUAAGUACAUCGUUCGCGUUGCUCCAGGAACGUACGACACAGAUUUCGAAAGCCACUUGAGCUGGGUCGCCAACGUCCACAAGCGCAGCCUCUCUCGUCGGAGCACUGCUGGAGUUGAGAAGACAUUCAGCGUCGGUGGCUUCAAAGCUUACUCCGGCGAGUUCGACGCAGAGACCAUUGCGGAGAUUGAAAGGAACGGUUAUGCCGUCAGCGUCGAGCCAGACCGAGUUGUCGAAGUGACAGCCUUGAUCACUCAAGCGGCUGCCCCAUGGGGGCUUACGGGCCUAUCUUCAACAACUCCUCAAGCAGACGGCAGCAGUUCCAGCCCUUAUGUGUACGAUAGCACCGCUGGAGAAGGGACAUACGCCUACGUCCUUGACUCUGGCGUCACCAUUGAGCACGCAGAGUUCGAGGGGCGCGCCAUCCGAGGCUACAAUGCGUGGGCACCAAAUUACCCUUUUGAGGACGAGUUCGGUCAUGGCUCCCAUGUUGCCGGUAUUAUUGGCGCAGCUACGUACGGUGUGGCAAAGAAGGCGACCGUUAUCGAUGUCAAGGUCGUUCGGGGCCUUGGCUACUCAACCGUUGCUCACGUCUUGGAUGGGUACAGCUGGGCUGUCAACAAUAUCACCAAUACCCCCGGACGGGUCUCGAAAGCCGUCAUCAACAUGAGCCUGGCAUUUCCCAAGAGCGACGCGAUGAACUCUGCAGUAGAUGCCGCUUUCGAUCUCGGUGUCACAACCGUGGUCGGUGCCGGGAAUGAUGGCAAAGACGCUUCGACCAAGUCUCCCGCCUCUGCUCAGAGAGCCAUUACGGUUGGCGCGAUAGCUUGGAAUUGGACUCGUGCCGACUGGAGCAACUUUGGAACUGACGUAAACAUCUUCGCGCCGGGUCUCGACAUUCCAUCGCUUUGGAGGCAGCCUGGGCAGGUGUCGGUGGUCUCUGGAACAUCCAUGGCCACACCUCAUGUCGCCGGACUCGUUGCAUAUCUCCAGGCACUGCAUCCUCUUGAAAAUUCGGCAGCCGUUGUUGAGAAGUUGAAUGAGCUUGCAUUCAAGGGCGUGGUUGGGAAUUCGGGAAGUGGGAGCGCGAACGUCCUCGCUCACAGCGGUGUUGUCUCCAUCUAA
Colletotrichum acutatum is the source of this 1227-nucleotide messenger RNA. Its product is annotated as peptidase S8/S53 domain-containing protein. Bases 1 to 1227 code for a protein of 408 amino acids. NCBI's taxonomy places the organism in Eukaryota, Fungi, Ascomycota, Sordariomycetes, Glomerellales, Glomerellaceae. Gene Ontology annotation, biological process: proteolysis. The record is from RefSeq and is a predicted model, not a curated record. The transcript is spliced from 4 exons. Gene Ontology annotation, molecular function: serine-type endopeptidase activity.